AUGCUGGUAGGUCUAUUUGCGUACGCGCUGCCGCCUUCAGUGCGGACGUCCCAGUCAUCGAUGGCUCGACCCUACCGUCCAGCUCUUGAUCAGGGCUUUGGUCUCGUAGAAAAGUGUCACUAUGCGCACGGGAACGAAACUUGCAAGCCACGUCCUUCAAGCGACUCUAGGAGAAGACGAUCAAACAAGUUGCCGGCGAUGACGUCGUCCGAAAAAGUACAUAUCUUACUUCUGUGUUCAUUAUUUCACAACAUGAAUGAAUGGCACAACACCAAUGUACCUUUGCAUCCACUGCUGUUGAUGCUUAUGCCCACUGCCGUCUCUACUUUUUGUCACGGCCAUCCUCUUGAAUACGUAGGACUUAACAAUGCGAAGAUGUUAUUGUCCAAAUUCCUUUCUGACAUUGUAUGUACAUCCCUCCUUUUCUUGUGUCUUUUCCGAAUCCCCUUCCCCAUCAAUGUCCUCCAGCCAAGUCAAGAGUAA
This is a messenger RNA of Laccaria bicolor S238N-H82, 483 nucleotides long. RefSeq lists its product as uncharacterized. The record is from RefSeq and is a predicted model, not a curated record. The transcript has 6 exons. The coding region runs from base 1 to 483 and encodes 160 amino acids. NCBI's taxonomy places the organism in Eukaryota, Fungi, Basidiomycota, Agaricomycetes, Agaricales, Hydnangiaceae.